UGCACUUCCUAGUUACUUUGUCGUUUGGCUUUCUAUGCCUAUGUCAGCUGUGCUGUCCAAAACAACAACCGCCAGGAAUGUAUUUGUGCUGUAGUCACCGAGCUCAAGUCCCAGAAGAAAGAAGGAGGAAGUGAAGACUACAUUUGCAUCUCAGAUGAAAAGGAUACCGUGGUGACCCAGAAUGGAGGAUUUCAGGCAGACGUACCUGCGCCUGUGUAAGGAAGGAGGUGUGGAGCCUCAGGAGGGUGUCGUGGCUCAGCUCCAGGAGAACCGGGCUGCUCAGGGCUCCAGAUUGGAUCUGAGUGGACAGAGCCUGUCUGUGGACACCUGCUCUGUGCUGGCCAGGACCUUCCAAAAAGACAUCAUCUUUACAGAGGUGGUGCUCAGUGACUGCAUGCUCAGCGAGGAAGGUGCCAAAGUACUCCUGACUGGACUGUUUGGCAACACAACUGUGAAAAUCCUCGAUCUGAAGGGAAAUAACCUGAGAUCAGCAGGGGCUGAGGUGUUGGGAAAGUUGUUGGCAUGCAACAAGGCUCUGCGUAGGCUGGUGUUGGAGUGGAAUGCUUUGGGGGUGUGGGAUGAGGCCUUCUCCCUCUUUUGUGAGGGUUUGGCCUCCAACACUGUGCUGACGCAGCUGGACCUGCGCAACAAUCAGAUCAACCACCACGGAGCAUCUGAGCUCGCUCUGGCACUCAAACGCAACACCACCCUGGAAGUGCUAGAUCUGAGGUGGAACAGCAUUGGUCUGCUGGGUGGUAGGUCCCUGCUGGAGGCUUUGCAGAAAAACAAGAGCAUAGUGCAGCUGGAGAUGGCAGGGAACAAUAUUCCCAGCGAUACGCUCAGAGCACUUGAGCAGACCAUAGAGCACAACUCAGACAGGCAGUCCACCCUGAGAGAGAGCCGCAGCAGGACCCAGGUCCUCAGCAUGGAGAUUCAGAAACUGAAGGACAAGAAGGGCCGCCAGGUCCUAAGCCUGAUGGAAACCAUAGACAGGCAGAGGGAAGAGAUAGGACGCACCAACAGGUCCACUACCAUUCAGAUAGGCCAACUCCAGGAAGCUCUGAAUGAGAGGAAGUCAGCUGUCAACUCUCUCACUGCCAAACUGCAGAUGACAGAGGCUGCCCUCGCCCUCUCUGAGCAGAAGAACCACAACAUGGGAGAACUGCUGGCUCGAGUGAAGGCUGAGAAAGAAGAACAGAGGGAGCGACAGAGCAGAGAGAGGAAGAAAGACCAAGAGGACUGUGCGCUCAGAGAGGGCAGACUCCUCAGAGAGAACCAAAACCUGACUGAAACCAACAUCCAACUCAGGAAUAAGGUGGAGGAAAUGGAGAGCAGGUGUAAGUCUCAGCAGCAGCAGAUCUUUGAGCUGAAGCAAGAACUGACGAACAGUACAACGGAGCUCAAGCUGCGACUAGCACAGGCAGAAGACCGUCUGGAAGCAGAGAAACGAAGGUCCAAGCAAGCCCUGGAGGACAUGGACAGUCUCCGACAGAAAGAGGUGGAGCAUGUGAAUCGUCAUCUAGAAGAGAGUGAGAGAGCUCUGCAAGAGCGCAUCUUCAAACUGGAGGGACAGCGAAUACAGCUGGAAGAGGAGCUGAGUAAAGCUAAAGCAAUGUGUGUGACAGAGAGGGCCCAGGCAGAGGAGGAACUGGGAAGAGUGCGAGCUCAAGUGCGUCUGGAAGAGCAGGAGCACGUCUCAUCCUUAGAGGAGAAGCUCCGCUCGGUGCGAACCUCCCUGCAGGAGGUCCAGCUCCACUGCUCCCAGCAGAAGCAGACCAUCUCCGUGCUGCAGGCCAAGAACAGCCAGCAGAGCGUAGAGGUGGAUGGGCUGCGGCGCAGGAUAGAGGAGCUCCAGCAGGAGCUGUCGGGUAAGGACCAGGAGAGGGUGGCCGAGGUGAGCCGGGUCAGGGUGGAGCUGCAGGAGCAGAUUGGACAUUUACAGGCAGAGAGGACGGCACAGGGAGGACUCAAAGAGAAGAUCAAUGCUCUGGAGAGAGAGAUUAAAGUACUGAGCAGUAACCACAGAGAGGCGCUCCUGGACAAAGAGAGUGAGAUGUCUUCCUUGCUGGAGAAGCUGCGGCUGAAGGAGGCGGAGAUCCAGAGGAUGAGGGAGGACGAGGCAAACAGAGCCAGCUACCUGCAGAACGCCAUCCUCACCUACGUUCAGGGGUCUCCUCUGGGUCAGUACAGCAGCCCCAAGAAAUGACCCAGAGAGUUCAGAACCUUAGCUGUGACCUCUGAGCCCUCACAGAGAACCUGCACAGAUCAGGAGAGUCUGCAGAAGGAACCAAAACAUGAUUUUCUAGACUUGAAUUUUUUUAAAAUUAAGGAAACAGUCGACUAGAAUGGGAACAUCUUCCUACAUCAAAGGCUGUAUUAGAUUUACUGAUGUUUGCAACUAUCUUUGCUAGUCUGUCCAUCCAUCCAUCUAUUCAAUCAAUCCUAUAGUUCCUAGUCCUUCACUUAGCUUACCUAGAGUUUACAGCCAUGCUAGUAGCACCGUGAGGCUGUGCUUUAACCUAAUGCUAACAUUAACAUGCUAACAUGCUCACAGUGAUAAUACUAACCUCCUGAUAUUAAACGUAUAUAAUUUCCAUACAAUGUUCACCAUCUCUGUUUAGUAUGUUAGCAUGCUAAUUUUUGCUAGCAAGUAGAGCUGAGGCUGAUGGGAACGUCAUCAGUUUUGCAGGUAUCUGAUCAUAAACCAAAGUAAUGGAUAAAUUGGAACUUUGACCUGGUGAUGGUCCUAGAUGAAAAGUCAGAGAUUACCACAGUGACUACAGUGAAUCUUCAGGGAGACGUGACUGUGUGUAGCAAAUUUCAUGUUCAUCCAUCCAAUAGCUGUUGACAUAUUUCUGUCUGGACCAAAAUGGUGGACUGAACAACAGACUGACAUCCUGUAGACAUUCAUGGUCCCCUUUACAUUUUUAAAUCUUCAAUCUGAGUUUAGCAAUUUAGCACUUUCAUGCUCUUGAGUCUAUGAAUCUUUUACCUAUCGCCACCCAAUGGGCAUAAUGGACAUUUUACCCCCACUACUAGUGAAUUACUAAAUAGUUCGGGGUUUGCUACCAGCACAUUAGAUUUUAACCCUUUUUUUUGGUUUGUUUUAACAAAGCCUUUGCCAGCUGCAUGAGAUUAUUAUCAGUUUCAAAGGUGCCACAAAGUGCUAGAAACAUCGAAAAAGAAGAAAAGGGGUAAAAACAUGAAUCAGUGGAAUUUGUCUCUAACACGCUAAGCUCCGAAAAAUGUCAAUGAACUGCAAGUGGUCAUUACUGUUGUUACGGUCCAGCUCCAUUCUGCUGAAGCCAUCCCUCCACUCCCGGUGAGUUAAAGGCAAUGUUGCGUUGCUCGUUUACAUCCAAAAUGAGAUUUGGUUCAAAUAUGCCUUAAUAUUGUAUCUGUCAGACCAGGCAGCUGUCCCCCAACCAACCCAUCCCCCUUUACCCGUAGUUCAGAUGCAGAGAGCAGGAAACUGAUUCACAAAAUUGCAAUUGCUGUUUUUACAAAUGAUAUUUUCUUUUAUAAAACAAUGUGCUGUUUUUAUAUCUUGAUAUGUUUUCAGAUGUGAUGGAUAUUUUAUUUGUAUGUUGGUGCUUCACCAUUUUUGCUUUAUUUUUGAUU
Toxotes jaculatrix (banded archerfish) is the source of this 3621-nucleotide messenger RNA. RefSeq names its product leucine rich repeat containing 45 (gene lrrc45). Gene Ontology annotation, molecular function: protein binding. The record is from RefSeq and is a predicted model, not a curated record. The transcript has 18 exons. NCBI's taxonomy places the organism in Eukaryota, Metazoa, Chordata, Actinopteri, Toxotidae. Bases 182 to 2206 code for a protein of 674 amino acids. Gene Ontology annotation, cellular component: centrosome.